UCUGUGCCAGCUGAUUUUGUAGAAUAUGAAAAAAGAAACCCUGGUAGUCAGAAGCGAUUUCCUAGCAACUGUGGCCGUGAUGGAAAACUGUUUCUCUGGGGACAAGCCCUUUAUGUCAUCGCAAAACUCCUGGCUGAUGAAUUAAUUAGUCCUGAAGACAUUGAUCCUGUUCAGCGUUAUGUCCCACUACAGAAUCAACGUAAUGUGAGCAUGAGGUUUUCCAAUCAGGGCCCACUGGAAAAUGAUUUGGUUGUUUAUGUAGCGCUCAUAGCAGAAAGCCAACGCCUUCAAGUUUUCCUCAACACAUAUGGUAUUCAGACUCAAACUCCUCAACAGGUAGAACCCAUUCAGAUCUGGGCCCAGCAGGAGCUUGUGAAAGCUUAUUUCCAUCUGGGGAUCAAUGAAAAAUCAGGACUCUGCGGAAGGCCAGAUAGGCCCAUUGGCUGCCUCGGUACAUCAAAGAUUUAUCGCAUUCUAGGAAAGACUGUGGUUUGUUACCCUAUCAUCUUUGACCUAAGUGAUUUCUACAUGUCUCAAGAUGUUUUACUGCUGAUAGAUGACAUAAAGAAUGCACUACAGUUUAUUAAGCAAUACUGGAAAAUGCAUGGACAUCCACCUUUCCUUGUUCUCAUCUGGGAAGACAAUAUAAGAGGUAGCUGAUUCAAUCCCUUAUUAGAUAUGCUGGCAGCUUUUAAGAAAGGAGUGGUUGGAGGAGUGAAAGUUCACGUUGAUCGUCUACAGACACUAAUAUCUGGAGCUGUGGUAGAACAACUUGACUUCUUACGAAUCAGUGACACAGAAGAGCUUCCAGAAUUUAAGAGUUUUGAGGAACUAGAAGUUCCCAAACAUUCAAAAGUCAAACGACAAAGCAGCACCUCCAAUGCUCCUGAACAAGAGCAGCAGCCAGAUGUCACCAUUACUGAAUGGAAAAACAAACCCACCCAUGAAAUUCUUCAAAAACCGAAUGACUGUAGUUGUCUGGCUAGCCAAGCCAUCCUGCUGGGUAUACUGCUCAAAAGAGAAGGGCCCAACUUCAUCACAAAGGAAGGUACCGUUUCUGAUCACAUUGAGAGAGUCUACGGAAGAGCUGGCAGAAAAAAAUGUUGGUCGGUGGUGUGCCAUACAGCAAGUCUUUUAAGUAAACUAGUGGACAGCCUGGCCCCAUCCAUUACUAAUGUUUUAGUGCAGGGCAAACAGGUAACUCUGGGUGCCUUUGGACAUGAAGAAGAGGCUAUCAAUCCUUUGUCUCCAAGAGUGAUUAAGAACAUCAUCUAUCACAAGUGUAAUACCCAUGAUGAGAGGGAGUCGGUCAUUCAGCAAGAACUGGUCAUUCACAUUGGCUGGAUCAUCUCCAAUAACCCGGAGUUAUCCCGUGGCAUGCUGAAAAUACGAACUGGGUGGAUGAUCCAUGCUAUGGGGUAUGAACUACAGAUCCAUGGCGGAAACAAGCCAGCCAGAGACUUAUAUCAGAUGUCACCUAGUGAAGUGAAACAGCUUCUCCUGGGUAUUCUGCAGCCUCGACGGAAUGGAAGAUGUUGGCUGAACAGGUGUCAGAUCGAUGGGUCUUUGAAUAGAACUCCCCCUGAGUUCUAUGACUGCGUGUGGCAGAUCCUGGAGCACACACCCAAUGGAAUCAUUGCAGCCGGAAGGCAUUUGCCCCAGCAACCAACCCUGUCAGAUAUGACCAUGUAUGAGAUGAAUUUCUCUUUCCUUGUUGAAGACAUGUUGGGAAAUAUUGACCAGCCAAAAUACAGACAGAUAGUUGUGGAGUUACUAAUGGUUGUAUCCAUUGUACUGGAAAGAAACCCUGAGCUAGAAUUUCAAGACAAAGUAGAUCUAGACCAACCGGCGAAAGAAGCAUUUCAUGAAUUUCAAAAAAAUGAGAGUCUACUAAAAGAACUGGAAAAACAAGAUGACAUGACUUCCUUUUACAGUACUCGCCCCCUGGGAAAAAGAGGAACAUGUAGCUAUUUGACAAGGGUCGUGAUGAAUUUGCUGCUGGAAGGAGAAGUCAAGCCAAGCAAUGAUGACCCAUGUCUGGUUAGCUAGUGAGGAAGGUGUUAGAGACUCUGUUGAGGCAGGUUUUCCAGAAGUGUGUUAAGUUUGUGUUGAAGCUUAAUCACGGCAGCCAUUAAUUGGUAUUAUAAUGCUAGAAAAAGAUACCAGUAUGCAUCAUAAAAGCAAAAUCAGCCAGUUGAUAUUUUGAUUCUCAAACUGCAUUAUUGAUAAUAUUUUAGUAUACAGAGCUAUUGUACAAUUUUUGCCUUGUAAACAUGAUUGUGGUUUUGUAUUUGUGCUAAC
Lagenorhynchus albirostris (white-beaked dolphin) is the source of this 2301-nucleotide messenger RNA. Its product is annotated as phosphorylase b kinase regulatory subunit beta-like. Gene Ontology annotation, cellular component: phosphorylase kinase complex. The record is from RefSeq and is a predicted model, not a curated record. NCBI's taxonomy places the organism in Eukaryota, Metazoa, Chordata, Mammalia, Artiodactyla, Delphinidae. Gene Ontology annotation, molecular function: calmodulin binding. Gene Ontology annotation, biological process: glycogen metabolic process.